Molecule: messenger RNA, 1870 nt
Organism: Melanotaenia boesemani (Boeseman's rainbowfish)
Lineage: Eukaryota; Metazoa; Chordata; Actinopteri; Atheriniformes; Melanotaeniidae
Gene: casp10
Product: caspase 10, apoptosis-related cysteine peptidase
Exons: 10
Coding region: 169-1629 (486 amino acids)
Biological process (GO): proteolysis; negative regulation of extrinsic apoptotic signaling pathway via death domain receptors
Molecular function (GO): protein binding; cysteine-type endopeptidase activity
Source: RefSeq, a predicted model, not a curated record
UUCAGCUGUCUGGAACACUUGUCUGUAAAAGGUUUGUCGGAGAUAUAAGAAACAUUUCUUCCAUCUACAUCACAUACAUAGAUCCUGUAGUAUGCGGAACAGCUGACAGACCAGCUCAUACCCACCCACCCACCAGCAGUUUGAGCAUUUUCUACAUCCACCUGUAAAAUGGAAGUGGAUUUCCAAAAACUCCUGCUCGAUGUGGACAAAGCCCUGUCUAGUCGUGAGAUAAAAGCUUUAGGAUUUCUCUGCACUGACCUCCUGAACCGAGACAUGACCUCGGUGGAGUCAGCCAGUAAACUCUUCAAACAUCUAAUGGACCACGAUCUCCUGUCACCUGAAGAACCACAGCUGCUGAUGGAGCUUCUCCUCACAAUCCAGCAUCAACGUCUGCUUCGCAACCUCAGCCUGGCCGAUAAGGCCUGUUCAACAAAAAGCCUCAUCGCUCCUUACAGGAAGCUGCUCUACACCCUGUCCGAGGAGAUUACUACGAAAAUGUUGAGCGAUAUAAAGUUCAUGUUGAACAAUGAACUCCCACGUAGAAAGCUGGAAGACAAUGUUACUGCUCUGGAAGUCUUCCGGGAGCUGGAGCGCAUGGACCUCAUUAAUGAAGCUAACCUAAAUAAACUGGAGGACAUUUUCAAAAUAGUGUGUCCUGUGCUAAAUGAGAAAAUCAAGAAUUUUAUGGCACAGCAGGCUCAAGAAAAGAAUCAUGCAACAUCUUCAUCUGAUCCUUUUAAUUUAAACCAGGUUUCAAAAUCCUUACCGGGGACUGGUGUACAAGUCAAAAAAGAGAGGAAUGAUGUUGAGGAAAGAGUGCCGUCUCAAGAAAGCACAACGUCCUCCGUGACUGAGAUAAAGACUCAGGGUUUAGAGGCAUAUCCCAUGACUGCCGCAAAGAGAGGUGUCUGUAUGAUAGUUAACAACUAUAUCUUCACCAGUCUUGCUAAACGUGAGGGAACCAAGGUUGAUCAAAAAAGUCUGGAAAAAGUGUUUAAAUGGCUGGGCUUUAAAGUUGAGUUACACAACGACUGUGACAGAAAGAAGAUGCUGUCUGUGUUUCAUGAGCUCAGCAGAAGAGACCACAGUCAGAUGGACUGUCUGGUAUGUUUUGUUCUCAGCCAUGGCCAGGAAGGGGGUGUGCACGGAGUGGAUGGCCUCAUUGUCAGGCUCGAGGAGCUGAUGGACCCCUUUGUUGGAUUAAAGUGCCCCUCUUUAGUAGAGAAGCCAAAGCUGUUUUUCAUCCAGGCCUGUCAGGGCAACAACACGCAGAAACCGGUAGAAGCUGACGGCCCUGAACUCAGCAACAUCUGUUGUGACGCUAAAGCAGAUAAAAAGUCUAUCCCAUCUGAUGCAGACUUCCUGCUGGGAAUGGCCACCGUUCCUUCAUGUGUCUCCUUCAGAGAAAGGAGCAAUGGCACCUGGUACAUCCAGUCAUUGUGCAAGAACCUUGUCCAGUUGGUGCCCAGUGGGUGUGAUCUUGUGUCCAUCCUGACAAAAGUGAAUGCAGAUGUAAGCAGGAAGACUCACCCCACUGGUGAGAAAAAGCAGAUGCCUCAACCAACCUUCACACUCCGCAAGAACGUGGUCUUCCCAAUUCCCAAAACACCUGCUCCGAGUCUGCGCUGAGAAAAAAAGCACCUAUGUCAUGGACUUGCAACAACAAUGUUCUGAUCCUACAUUCACAGUUUACAUUUUCUGCUGUCUUUACAGGGACUGAAUGAGUUUUAAAGUACUUUGUAGCAUUUAGACACUGUUUUGGUCAUAACUGAUUGCAAAAAUAUGUCAUAUUUUUAUUUUUUUUUUCAGCAAAGAUAUAAUCCUAUAUAAUUAAGUAUUUUCGGGGGUUUUAAUGAAUGAAUGGAAUACA